Messenger RNA from Diversispora eburnea, 663 nucleotides. Lineage: Eukaryota; Fungi; Glomeromycota; Glomeromycetes; Diversisporales; Diversisporaceae. The record is from the annotation of a GenBank genome assembly.
AUGGCUACCAAAGCUGCUUAUAAAAGAUUAACAAAAGAAUAUGUAGCAAUCCAGAAGAAUCCGCCACCAUAUUUGAUAGCCAAGCCACUAGAAAGUAAUAUUCUAGAAUGGCAUUACGUUAUUCGUGGUCCUCCAAAUACACCCUACCAUAAUGGAGAAUAUCAUGGUACUUUGAUGUUCCCCAGUGAGUAUCCUUUUAAACCUCCCUCUAUUCGAAUGACAACUCCUUCAGGACGAUUCCAACCAGAUGCAAGACUCUGUUUAUCCAUGUCAGAUUUCCAUCCAAGUACUUGGAAUCCUAGCUGGAGUGUUGUUACUAUUUUAACUGGAUUAUUAACUACUACCGGGAGUAUUAAGACAACAGAUGCCGAUAAAAAGAUAUAUGCUACACGUUCGCAUCAAUUCAAUAUGAACGAUUCAAAGUUCAGAGGAUUACCAAAUGAUCCUGGAGCAGUCAAUCAACAACAAGUUGCCUUAAGGAAAAUGAAUUUGCAACGUAGACCUCCAGAUCGUGUUGAGAAUUGUCAACGACGGCGUUGUGAUCAAUGGCGUAAAUGGAUAAUAGUAUCGUUGGUAUGUCUAUACCUUGUUAUAACAAAAUUGUUGUCCCGAAGUGCCGAAGCUGUUUCAGGUAGUCCCGGUAGUGAAGCUCCUCACAUGUAA